AUGGCUCCCACUGGCAACCCCACCCCCGCCCGCAUCCUCGUCCUCAUAUCAGGCUCGGGCUCCAACCUCCAAGCCCUGAUCGACUCCUGCAACACCGACGCCCUCCCCAACGCCAGCAUCGUCCGCGUCAUCUCCGACCGCAAAGACGCCUACGGCCUGAAGCGCGCUCAAGAGAACAACAUCCCAACAACCUACCACGGCGUCCUGCCCUACAAAAAGAAAUACCCCGACGACAGCGCCGAGAAGAAAUACGAAAAAGCCCGCGUCGCCUACGAUGCAGACCUAGCCCAACUCGUCCUCGCCGACCACCCGGACAUCGUUGUUUGCGCGGGAUUCAUGCGCAUCGUCUCGCCCGCCUUCUUGAACCCGCUGCAUGAAAGUCUCGUCCCGAUCAUCAACCUGCACCCUGCCUUACACGGAGAUCUUGUUGGAGCACACUGCAUCAAGCGCGCCUGGGAUGAGUUCCAAGCGGGAGAGCGGACGAAGACGGGCGUGAUGGUGCAUUACGUGAUUGCGGAGGUGGACAUGGGGGUGCCGAUUGUGCAGCAAGAGGUGGGGAUUGAGGGGUGUGCGACGUUGGAGGAGCUGGAGGGAAGGAUUCAUGGGGUGGAGCAUGGGUUGAUUGUGGAGGGGACGAGGAGGGUGGUGGAGAAGGGGAGGGAGGGGAAGAUCCAGCAACCAUUUCGAGCAAUCUCGACAGCUGCCGUUCCUCAGGCUGCUUCCCUAGGCCGAAGCUCUACUCUAAGCAUCCCAUACCCGCCGCCUCGACACAGAGAAGAAGUCGAGCCAGCGGAGCGCUCUUCGGCGGUUCAUGGUCUCCCGCCACACCGAAAAGGGUAUCCCAACCCUGAAGCGACUGAUGGGAGCUAUUCGACUGGGUCGUUUCCAAAGGCCGCAGGACUUGUCUGGAGUACGACCCUGCCGGUUUGGAAGCGCCGACAUCUAGCCUUUGAUUGCUGA
Molecule: messenger RNA, 960 nt
Organism: Saxophila tyrrhenica
Lineage: Eukaryota; Fungi; Ascomycota; Dothideomycetes; Mycosphaerellales; Extremaceae
Gene: ade5
Product: Bifunctional purine biosynthetic protein ADE5,7
Exons: 2
Coding region: 1-960 (319 amino acids)
Biological process (GO): 'de novo' IMP biosynthetic process
Cellular component (GO): cytoplasm
Molecular function (GO): phosphoribosylglycinamide formyltransferase activity
Source: RefSeq, a predicted model, not a curated record